GAAGUCCCGGAUUGAGGCGCCGCCAUUUUUGCUGCUCGGACGCGGAGCGAGAGGUUGAGAGAGUCGGAGACGCUAUCCGCUUCCAUCCGUCGCGCAGACCCUGCCGGAGCCGCUGCCGCUAUGGAUGAUCGGGAGGAUCUGGUGUACCAGGCGAAGCUGGCAGAGCAGGCUGAGCGAUACGACGAAAUGGUGGAAUCAAUGAAGAAAGUAGCAGGGAUGGACGUGGAGCUGACAGUUGAAGAACGAAACCUCUUAUCUGUUGCAUAUAAAAAUGUGAUUGGAGCCAGAAGAGCAUCCUGGAGAAUAAUCAGCAGCAUUGAACAGAAAGAAGAAAACAAGGGAGGAGAAGACAAACUGAAAAUGAUUCGGGAAUAUCGGCAAAUGGUUGAAACUGAGCUAAAGUUAAUCUGUUGUGACAUUCUGGAUGUACUGGACAAACACCUCAUUCCAGCAGCUAACACUGGCGAGUCCAAGGUUUUCUAUUAUAAAAUGAAAGGGGAUUACCACAGGUAUCUGGCUGAGUUUGCCACAGGAAAUGACAGGAAGGAGGCUGCAGAAAACAGCCUUGUGGCUUACAAAGCUGCUAGUGAUAUUGCAAUGACAGAACUUCCACCAACGCAUCCUAUUCGCUUAGGUCUUGCUCUCAACUUUUCUGUAUUCUACUAUGAAAUUCUUAACUCCCCUGACCGUGCCUGCAGGUUGGCAAAAGCAGCUUUUGAUGAUGCAAUUGCAGAACUGGAUACGCUGAGUGAAGAAAGCUAUAAGGACUCUACACUUAUCAUGCAGUUGUUACGUGAUAAUCUGACACUAUGGACUUCAGACAUGCAGGGUGAUGGUGAAGAGCAGAAUAAAGAAGCGCUGCAGGAUGUGGAAGAUGAAAAUCAGUGAGACAUAAAAAAGCCAACAAGAGAAACCAUCUCUGACCACCCCAUCCUCCCCACCCCACCCCUUGGAAGUUCCCCUUUGUCACUGAGAACCACCAAAUCUGACUUUUACAUUUGGUCUCAGAAUUUAGGUUCCUGCCCUGUUGUUUUUUUUUUUUUUUUUUUUUUUUUUUUUCUUUUGUUCCCCACCCUCCCCUGUUUUUGAAAAACAGUUUUCAAAAGUUCUUAAAGGCAAGAGUGACUUUCUCUGGAUGUUACUGGUUCCAGCUUUCAAGUUCUUUAAGACACUAACAGGACUGCAUAAAGGCUUUUUCAGCAUUACUGUAUCGUCUCUAGCCAUGUAUGGCAAGAUCAUCAUUAGAAAUGGAAAUGGCACUUUUGAGAGAGAGCCUGUAGACUUCUAGGUGAUGCAGCUGAGAUUAAUCACAUGAUAGAGGCACAUAUGCUAUUAUUUUCCCUUUAAAAAAAUUGUUUAAGUUGGGUUUUUACCAAUGUUUCACCUUAACUCAAUUGGGUGUUAACUUGAGGUGGUUAAAGGUUGUUCUGGGGGAGUUUGUCAUAAUGGUUUUGCUGUAAAAAGUGUUUGGAACUCUGCCGAAGUGUUGCUGAAAAGCGUGGUGCUGGUAACAGUUCAACAAUCCGUGGCUGCUCAUUCUUGCCGACUCUUACUCUCCCUCUGAAGCAGGUUAGCGUUGAAGGUGGUAUGGAAGAGCCUGCAUGCGUGUUCAACUCUUUGUUUCUUCUCCUUCCCUCUCCUACUUCCCUCCCCCUUCCCUAUCCUUCGCUCGCUCAACCUCUUUCGUUCAGUAUGUGUAACUUGAAGCUAAUUUGUACUACUGGAUAUCUGACUGGAGCCACAGAUACAGAAUCUGUAUUGUUCUUACUGAAACACAGCAUGGAAUUAACAUUAAACUUAAAUAAAACAAACCUAAAUUAAAAAUGCCAAAUAUAUCACGCCUCCAUCCUUUAUACUUCUAAAAUAAAAUCUCCAGCCCAAA
Molecule: messenger RNA, 1882 nt
Organism: Nannospalax galili (Upper Galilee mountains blind mole rat)
Lineage: Eukaryota; Metazoa; Chordata; Mammalia; Rodentia; Spalacidae
Gene: Ywhae
Product: tyrosine 3-monooxygenase/tryptophan 5-monooxygenase activation protein epsilon
Exons: 6
Coding region: 121-888 (255 amino acids)
Biological process (GO): signal transduction
Cellular component (GO): cytoplasm
Source: RefSeq, a predicted model, not a curated record